Messenger RNA from Dibothriocephalus latus, 222 nucleotides. The record is from the annotation of a GenBank genome assembly. NCBI's taxonomy places the organism in Eukaryota, Metazoa, Platyhelminthes, Cestoda, Diphyllobothriidea, Diphyllobothriidae.
AUGAUCAUCUUCUUCCUGCGUCUCUGCUACUUGGCUCUCCUGUUGUAUGCCCUACUUUUAUGGCAGGACAACGAGCAGCAGGAAAUGGACGCCACGAAGAACAGUGAUGUGCAGCAGCAACAGCAGCAGAAUCCGCAUUUGUCCGCCUGGCUGAACAGCGAGGCAUGUCCCUUCGGCUUUCAGGGCGGUGAUUGGUUACUUCCGCGGCUUAUGGUUAUUUAA